Aedes albopictus (Asian tiger mosquito) is the source of this 3884-nucleotide messenger RNA. RefSeq lists its product as uncharacterized. Gene Ontology annotation, molecular function: protein-macromolecule adaptor activity. Lineage: Eukaryota; Metazoa; Arthropoda; Insecta; Diptera; Culicidae. Bases 1271 to 1765 code for a protein of 164 amino acids. The record is from RefSeq and is a predicted model, not a curated record. Gene Ontology annotation, cellular component: endoplasmic reticulum; membrane. The transcript is spliced from 5 exons.
CCUCUACAUGAAAGCCAUUCGUGCAGUGAGUGCAUCUAUCUGAGCGUGUGAGAGAGCGAGCCUAUUUUCCACCUCGUGAGAGUGUGAGCAUGGAAAGCGUGGAAAGCCGAUACACGCUUGGGUGGGAGUGUGGGAGUGGGUGGUGGUGUACAAGCGAAUGGAAAUCAUCAGCAGCACCAGCAUAAACACGGAGAGAAUCCGUCACGUCCCGACGACUCUCACUCACAAGGAGAUGUUUUUCCUAACGUUUCCGCCGCAACUUUUCCGCAGUCAUUCGGCUCGGUUCGCACGGUUCGGUUCGGUUCCGUCGGUUUCCCUACUGCUACUGCUCGCUCCCGGAUAAGUGAUAGUAGGUGGAUGCGGUGUGCGGAUAACAUGCUUCUGAUGUUGGCUGAUAUAAAGCGAUAGGAAGAAGCCUGACAGAAAGCAGACACAGACACACACCGAGAGUGACCGUCCAUCGGUCGCACGUACGGCGCGUGGCCAUUUCCGCAUCCUGGUGCUGCAUUCCGCUGCGCGGUGGGAGUAAUCACAUCAUAAUUUUGCGGUUUUUCACCGUUUCGCAGUCAGUGUUGGUUGAUAGUGCCCGAAAGAAAAGUGGUUCGUGUUUUCAGGGGAGAAGUGCAAAGAUAAACCAAAAGGUAGAAGCGAAGCUUCCAAAAGUGUGACAACGAAGGUGAAAAUUUACGGGGCUUUCGAGGGGAUAUUCGAUCCACGCAAAGGUAGAGCAACUGAAGCAAGGUGACAAAAAGCAACAACAAUAGCAUCAGCAGCAAGAAAAGAGUCACAAAGUAGCCGUGUGUGUCUCGUUCGUGUGAUAGUGUUAUUUUCCACUUUGGCCCGUUGUCAAGCAGCAAGAGUGUCGCGUUUUUCUUCGGUUCUCUCUGCGUGUCUCUCACCAUCUGGCCUCCUUCGAUUAGACGAUUUCCUUGAUGCAACAUUAAAAGUGCCAUUGCUGCCAAAUACCAACACACUAUCACAACCAAAAACAAAGUAACAAUCAAUCGAAGCAAGCCAAAUCAUCACCAUCACCAACCGCCAACAGCAACAGGACGGGAAGUAAUCCAACAACACAAAGUGUCAAAGCGAGCCAAGGCAACGCCAACUUUGUGGCACCCCGGCACGAUAAAACCGCGUCCAAUCUAGUAGACAAAGAAGCAACACAAACACAGCAAUAGGAGACCAACAACAACAACAAUCGCAACAUUGUGAUAGAAAAAGACGGGCACUAAAUAGCGCUUAGCAGAGUUUUAUACACUGACUGGCAGCGAUGGAGCGGAAACUGCUGUACGCGUUUCGGGGCUGGAUCGCAUUCGUGGCCUUUAUGGACCUGGGGACGGCCGUUCGGUGUUACAUCGAGCGGAGGAGUUUCCUCGGUGACCACUCCGAGACGCAGUUCAUUGAAGGCGAUUACACCAUCUCCCGGAUACUGGGAAUCUACUGCAUACUGAAAGCCGUGGCCCUGGUGCAUUGUACCCUCUACAUCCACUACAAACCGGUCGUCAGCAUGGGUGGCUGUUCGCUGGCCAUCACUAUGGUCCUGUACAUGACCGAAGCCUUGUACUUCCGUUCGACGACGCUCAAUUUCUACGUCAUCUUUCCGUGCAUCCUGAACUCAAUGACCCUGGUGGGCCUACUCUACAUCCCCCGAAGGUUGCGACUGUGGGAGCAACGGGGCGACAACGACGAUGAAAACUCCCAGCUUCUCAAGCAGAUGGGUGGCUACAAGAAGCGAUCCCGAGCACACAAGAACAAAACUCCCUGAAUUUUCUGUGGGAUGGUUUAACGAUAGAAGAAAAGUAAACCACCCCUGCUAGACCACAUUAUUGCACAGCCUGGAAUCCUGCGGGAAGGAAACUCCUUUAUCAUACACAAGGUACGUUCGAUACUAGUCUACAUACUAUUUUUACUACUCUUAUAGCAGUUUUAGAAAUCGUCAAAAUCCUAACAAAAGAGAUAAAGAAACAAUGCAUCUAAAGCGAUAAGAAAAAGAAUUGGAAGGUGAAGUAGGAGGAGAAAACGAGAAAGAACUUCAACAAACACAAACACAAUGUGAACAUGAAAAGCUUUAAUACAUUUAUAGAAAGAGAAAACCAUCAACAAAUUAACCAAUUAAAAUCGAUUAAGAGUAAUUACUUAAAUCAAUUUGUAGGGUAAUUUAAUAGCUAUAUAAUGAAAUCAAUUAAAAAGCGGCUGGAGCAAUGGGCGAAGCACUCAUUUGCAGUCGAUGAACCGGCUACGAAAAAAAAAAAAUAAAACCAACAGAAUGACAAUGGAGACAGAUAUUAUUGCCGAUAAUUCCAAUUAAAAAGCGCGCUUUUGCACUAGACACGUAUGUAGAAUGCAGUUCAAUCGGAAAAAGGACAAAAGGCAAACCCAAUAGCGAUCACGCAGCGAAGAUUUAAAUUUAUCGAAAUCAAAAACAUGCACUGGCGCACAUACACAACACAUAAACACUCCCACAUACAAACACACGGUACAUAUUAAUGAGAUGAUAUCCAAAACAGUAGCCCACCCUUCCCCCUUUUCGGAACCCCCAAUUAAAAAAAAACUGUCAAUUUCACGUUUCACACAACUCAAAUACCUACCAACCCCCCAACCACGUUUUUUAGGAUAUACUAUACUUCGCUUCAGAGGCCUCACGAACAGAGAUAAAUAACUUCACGACUACAACACAAGUAAUAAGACUAUAGAGAGGUACGAUACUACGAUAAUAUAAAAGUCGCCAUUUGUAGGUUAGGUUAAGGCGUUCAGGUGAAAUCCGGUUUUCGACGACCUGUAGGAAACGUAUAGGGAAAGUUUGCUACACAUCAAACAGAGUUGCCAAUCAGUUAGUUUGUACCUAAACGUAUUCUAGACAUGUAAAGAUUUCGUUGCAUUUUCCGUUACCGAGAGUGUUGUGGUUUCUCUAGAUUUGUGCAUUUUGUUCGUAGGUGAUAAUACAAACUAGAAUUACUGAUAGUUUUCUUUCCUAACAUUUUUUUGUCAAAGUCGAUACAAUGCAUUUUGAUGGACAAAUGGAAUAUGGGUUUCGUUGUUGUUCAAAACAUGCAUUUCGAUUGAAAAUAAUCAGAACGAUUGUGUGGCUCAGUGGCUGUGAAACUUUUAGAAAGAUUCCUGAAUCAAUUGUUUGGCAACACUGCAAGUUUUGACAGUUAGUGCGCGGUAAGCUGCACUGAGAAAAAAUAUUAUUUCAAUUGUCAAAAAAUAAAAAAACAACAAAUUUUAAAAAAACAUUUUCAAGCGAACGUUCCAUAGUUUUUUGGAUCAGUUUUUAUUUUCUAGGAAUUUGUCCAGACUUCUUUUGUCGAAACAUUUUUAUUUGUUUAUCGUCAAUAAAGAGUAGACCUGAGAUUCGUGAAGGGAAAGUAUGGUUAAAAUAGACACCCUAAGUAAAAUUUCAUCGAAAUGUUCCGUAGCAGUGUUGCCAAAUUAUCAAUUCAGUAUGCGUAUACAUUUUCACGAACAAAAUAAUUGCCUGCUUGUCGUAGGUGACGAAAGUUAGAAUGACGAUCAAAGUUACAGAAAGCUCAUAUUUUGUUACUAAGCGUUGUUUGUUGAGUUUGUGCAACGUUGUUGAGUGUUUUUUGAGUUAACUGAUAAACAGUGAAUUCGUUCAAUUUCAACUAGUUGAAUCAUACAAAUAGAGAGAGAGAGGAUCUUAAAACAUGGGUUAUCAGUAGGACUAGAUCGCCAUGCAGGCAUAUACUUGACAGCAAGAAAAAAAGUCCAAAUCGGAUAAAACAAGUCACAGCCUAGAAUUAAUCUUUUACUAAUGAACAAGAAAAAAACAAACAGCACAUCAUCAACACCGGAUAAUGAUGACCAUUUGAUAUGCAUUGAAUACACUUGAUGAUACACGAAGAUUUGCGAUUGAUAGAUAA